AUGAUCGAGUUGGUUUCGGGGAACAUAGCUCUCUGGAAGAGCUCAAAAAGAAUGGUACCAAGCAUUUAUAUGACGUAUAUGUUGGGGUGUCCCGAGAGACAGAAUGCAAUCUUAACGUUAAAGUCGAAGCCGCUCAAUAUCAUCGUCAAGGAAUACGCCGAGGAAUACGAUCGAUUAGACCUCACCUUUGAUCGCUACACGAGCGAAAGCGGGCCAGCAGGGAAUGACGAGACAAGCAGCACACCUCGACCAGCUGGGAUUGAUUACUGGCGUGAACGGCGUCAGAUGAUAUGCGGCGUCGCUUCGCGGCAGGAUCUUCAUCUUGCCCAGUUCUUCGAAAUCUUAGAUCUGAUGGGUUUUCCCGUGGGUCAAUCGACCCGAGCACCUGAAUUACGGAUUGUCGUCGGGUAUGAGUACCAAGGAAGGAUCAUCAAAGAGACGUCAUCUGUCAUGCACGAGCAAAUGAAGCGGAACGAAGAAACGCGCAACGCCUUCGAGGAUCCUGAGACAGUCGGCCAAUAA
This is a messenger RNA of Pisolithus orientalis, 522 nucleotides long. RefSeq lists its product as uncharacterized. The record is from RefSeq and is a predicted model, not a curated record. Lineage: Eukaryota; Fungi; Basidiomycota; Agaricomycetes; Boletales; Pisolithaceae. Bases 1 to 522 code for a protein of 173 amino acids. The transcript has 3 exons.